Cavia porcellus (domestic guinea pig) is the source of this 413-nucleotide messenger RNA. Its product is annotated as complex III assembly factor LYRM7. Bases 35 to 349 code for a protein of 104 amino acids. The record is from RefSeq and is a predicted model, not a curated record. The transcript has a single exon. Gene Ontology annotation, molecular function: protein folding chaperone. Gene Ontology annotation, cellular component: mitochondrial matrix. Lineage: Eukaryota; Metazoa; Chordata; Mammalia; Rodentia; Caviidae. Gene Ontology annotation, biological process: mitochondrial respiratory chain complex III assembly.
CGGUAGAGAGGUGGCCGUCGCCACGCAGAGAGCCAUGGGUCAGGCGGCCAAGGUUUUACAGCUCUUUAAAACACUGCACAGGACCAGACAGCAAGUUUUUAAGAAUGAUGCCAGAGCUUUAGAAGCAGCCAGAAUAAAGAUUAAUGAAGAAUUCAAAAGUCAUAAAAGCGAGGCUUCUCCUAAGAAAAUAGAAGAGCUCAUGAAAAUAGGUUCCGACGUUGAACUGUUACUCAGAACAUCUGUCAUACAGGGCAUUCACACCGACCACAACACACUGCAAUUGGUCCCUAGGAAAGACCUUCUUGUAGAAAAUGUGCCAUAUUGUGAUGUACCAACUCAGAAGCAGUGAAUGUUUUAAGCUAAGACAAGUCUUCGCACUUUUUAAUUUUAGAAAUGGAACUCUCGCAAAAGUC